AACGUGCUUUUUCGGUCUUCGUUGUCGGUGCAUGGAAAAUUGUGAAAUACUCGAAGAUUAGUUGGUUUAUUGAAUAUAGAUAACACAAAGUACGACUGUUUCAUCGUCCAGUGUAGAUUGCAAAUGUAGUAGACGAGUGUUUUCGGCGAUUUGAUUCCGGUCAGUCACGGGUUUUGCGUCGUAAAUACCUAACCUUGAAAGAACAACAACUUCCUUCCGCCCGAGAUACCGUGCCACGAAGAAAUGCAAAGAUGUCUGCAAUCACCGAUAAACGACGAAUUUCAUCGAUUCUCAAAACCCAGUCUGCCGAUUCAAAGAGCCCCGUCGUUCGCAACAAAGUGCGCUUUGCCGUGCUGUCGAUCGAGUCAGCGUUGCAGGAUGUUUUGGAAAACAACCGGCUAGUGCUGUACGAUGAGCUGCUGCUGAAGCUGAAGGAUGAAGACUUUGAUGAAAAUCAAUUCCAAGAAAUGUUCACCGAAGCAAAAAAGUGUGUCCCUCUCCUGAAAUCCCACUUCAGUAACUUGGUCGACCAUCUCCUCUCCACCCCCUGGUUGGAUCGAUCGGAGCAGUCCAUCGAGUCGUACAAGGAUUUCGUGAUCGAACUAUCGAUCGUGCAGAAGAACUUUUGUACGAUGACCGUUACGAAGCUGCUGAAACUGUUUAUUCCAGGCGAAGCUAGUAAACAACGGUAUAAGAAUGGUGUACCUAACGAGGAAGAGCAGCGACAGAUGGCAUCGGUGCACGAUCUAAUAACAAGACUGAAAAAUGUGAUCCCGAUGAUCUUCGACGUGGUGCUUACGCAGCUUCGCAAGAGUUUCCCCUACCAUAAGAAGCCAACCUAUGAGGUAGUGGGAUACCUUCAUAACGUUCUGCACAUGACGGAGUACGCGUCGAUCUACUGUGAUGAGCUGCUGGAAAUCGUAUUCUUCCAGCUGCUCCAAAUAGACGUGAACGUUCCGCGCAGCGAAAUCGAAGAUGCCGAGUAUCCCGACGAGGAGAUGUUCGAGAUGGCCGACACUGGCGACGAGGAGGACAGUGACACCAUGCGCCAUCCGGUGGCGGAAACGCUGGAUUGCUUCAUGGAUCUCAUGUUUCACUUCAUCGACCGUACGGUGAAGGAGAGCGGACAGGGGGAUCGGUUGUUCAAGAUCAUGCUGAACCAGUUCGAGUCUCACGUUCUGCCCACUCACAACACGGACCACGUACAGUUCCUUCUGUUUUACUUCUGCAGUUUCAAGCUUUCGUACGCAGAGCAUUUCAUCACUUCCCUGUGGAAGAACGUUAGCAAUCCCAGCAUGUCGCCGGUGGUGCGACAAGCCUCGGUCGGUUACAUAGCAAGUAUGUUGGCCCGAGGAAAGUUUGUCCCCUUGAGCUAUCUUAAAUCGAUGCUUCACGAAAUGUCCCACUGGGCGCACAGCUACAUUCAACGGUGCGACUCCAUGCAGUACAAUCAAUCUCUGAAGGCACAUCUCGUCUUCUACUCCGUGUGCCAGGCCAUCUUUUACGUGGUGGCGUUCCGCAGCAAGCACCUUACCUCGGACGCAAAGAACCUCACGUUCCUGCAAUCACUUCAGCUGUCGUCGAUAGUAACGUGCCAGCUGAAUCCGCUGCGCGUUUGCCUACCCACGGUGGCCACGGCAUUUGCCGGUAUUACGCGAGCGUAUCAACUCGCGUACUGCCACACGAUCCUGGAGCGCAAUGCACGCCGUAAGCUGGCCACGGUGUACAAAAACAACACCCAGCUACCGGAGGACUGUCUGGAAACGUUCUUCCCCUUCGAUCCGUACAUGCUGAAGAAGUCAGGCAAACGCAUCGAUCCGCUGUACCUGCAGUAUCAGGCGCACGAAGUCGAGGACGAUGGGGGAGCUGCGGAGGACGCUGAAGUCGGUAGGGGUCGCAAAAGGUACGAAUCGAUUUCGGAAGAUGUAGACGACUUUAUCCCCGAAACGAAGCGGCAUAAACAUCAAAAGGGAGGACAUGCAAUUGACAUGAAUAGCGAGUUUACGUUCUCCUACGGCGUAUCGCCUGGGUUCAAUAGUUGAAGAUAGUAACUCUAAAAUCAUAUUUAAUGAAUUUUAUUCGCUAAACAUUAUAUGUGUCUCUUCGCAAGACAGUCAUUCAACAAUAAACUAAUCGGAUUAUUAUGUGAA
Anopheles coustani is the source of this 2150-nucleotide messenger RNA. It is a transcript of the gene Tif-IA, whose product is annotated as RNA polymerase I-specific transcription initiation factor RRN3. Gene Ontology annotation, molecular function: RNA polymerase I general transcription initiation factor activity; RNA polymerase I core binding. The record is from RefSeq and is a predicted model, not a curated record. The transcript has 3 exons. The coding region runs from base 252 to 2042 and encodes 596 amino acids. Gene Ontology annotation, biological process: transcription initiation at RNA polymerase I promoter. Lineage: Eukaryota; Metazoa; Arthropoda; Insecta; Diptera; Culicidae. Gene Ontology annotation, cellular component: nucleus.